Molecule: messenger RNA, 742 nt
Organism: Humulus lupulus (European hop)
Lineage: Eukaryota; Viridiplantae; Streptophyta; Magnoliopsida; Rosales; Cannabaceae
Product: mitochondrial import receptor subunit TOM9-2
Exons: 1
Coding region: 99-401 (100 amino acids)
Source: RefSeq, a predicted model, not a curated record
GUUGUAAAUUCAUUUUCUCGAAAAGCUAAAGCUCAAACUAAAACCCUCGUGUGACGGAGCUAACAUAGUCGGUGCCAAGUUCUUCUGUUUUCCAAUCCAUGGCGUCCCGAAAAGGUGGAGUUUCGCUCCCGGAGAGACGAAACCCGAAGAAAGACGAGAGCAACAGCAUAAUCUUGAGAAUCUCUCAGUCAGAAAUCGUGGCCCGGGGAAAGCAGGCGGCGACGGACGCGGCAUUCGUGACGAAGAAGCUCCUGAAGAGCACCAGCAAGGCGGCCUGGAUCGCCGGCACCACCUUCCUCAUUCUGGUCGUCCCCUUGAUCAUUGAGAUGGACCGUGACCAGCAGAUGAGCGACCUCGAGCUUCAGGCCAGCCUCCUCGGCACACCCUCCUCUCAAAAGUGAUCUCGUAAAUUCAAUACUCUCUACUCCUAGGGUUUUUUAUUUUUUUGAAAUUUGGAGUUUCACGCCAUGGCUCUAUUCAAUUUCAAUUUACUUGAAAUUGUUACGUGAAUUUGAGUUUACAAUAAUAUUCAUUGUUUUUUUUAUACCAGUUAUGUGUUUUUCUGAGCUAUAUGUUUUAGUUGAUACUUUUUCCAGAUUUAAAGAUCAAAUGAGUGUAGUUUUUUGCAGUGUUGAUUGAUUUAGGGCUUAGAUUAGUUACAAUAACAGUGCUGGUUCUGAUUGUACUAUUAUUAUUAUCUGUUUUGUUUAAUUAAUGGUUAAUUCUUAAUAUCUUUGAAUGA